This is a messenger RNA of Laetiporus sulphureus 93-53, 2272 nucleotides long. Its product is annotated as FAD-binding domain-containing protein. The record is from RefSeq and is a predicted model, not a curated record. Gene Ontology annotation, molecular function: FAD binding; oxidoreductase activity. Bases 262 to 1992 code for a protein of 576 amino acids. The transcript has 14 exons. NCBI's taxonomy places the organism in Eukaryota, Fungi, Basidiomycota, Agaricomycetes, Polyporales, Laetiporaceae.
AAGACCUCUUGGCUUACGCUUGCGUCCGCUCGUACAUUCUGACGGAAGGCUGAGGCGACGGGCCGCAAAGCAAUUCAGUCGGCAGCUCAUAUACCCCUUCUCGGCAACUCGGCAUCCACAUACCAGCAUCGGCCGCUUCACCCUUCGCCCUUCGUUAAAAGGCACGCGCGCUACCGACGCCGUCCCGCGCAAGUUGGCGUUCUUUACGACUCGAACGCACUUCCCAUCGUCGCGGAGGGUUGUAGUUCGCUCGCCCCAGGCAUGCUAGCACUCCUUCACCUCCUUCGCGCGGUCGCCUUUGUUGGCGUUGCUGCCACCCCUGCGAUUGCGGGUAUUAGCCACUCGCACCUCAAGGACGAGCUUGUGAAACUAAACAAGACUGUCGGAGGGCGACUGUACAGGGCUGUGCCCUUUGAGCUUCCGUGCUUUGCGGAGUACAAUGGCAAGGCAGUCGAGAGGGACGACGACCUGUGCGAGGCCAUCCAGGAGAACUAUACGGAUCCCAUAUUCAGGGUCAAUUACUUUGGCGCAUAUAUGAUGCCGCAAUGGGAGACAUGCCAGGUGGCGAACAACAGCGGGUGUCUGCUCGAUUACAGCGACCCAUCUGACCCACUCGCGUACGAGGAUGUGGACUGCGAGCUCGGCAACAUUCCGCCGUACUACAUCGACGUGCAAUCAGCCAAGGACGUACAGGCGGCGCUCACGUUCUCGCGAUUGACCGGUGUGCGGCUCUCGGUGAAGAACAAAGGACACGACUACAAGGGCCGCUCGAGCGGGAAGGGUACAUUGGCGCUCUGGGUCACCAACUUGAACUCAAUCAGCUACAACCCGUCGUUCGUCCCUGAAGGCUGCGCUGCUAGCACCACUUAUGAUGCGCUAACGAUCGGUCCGGGUGCCAUCGCCGAGUCAGUCCUGCAGUAUGCUGACAGCAUAAACCGCACGUUCAUCGCCGGGUACCACCAGACCGUUGGCACUGGUGGUGGCUACACCCUGGGGGGUGGCCAUAGUGUGCUCUCGCCUGUAUACGGGCUUGCAGUUGACCGAGUGAGGCAAAUGAAAGUCGUCACCCCGUCCGGCCAGUUCCUUGUUGCCAAUGAAUGCCAAAACUCGGAUCUCUUCUGGGCGCUCCGUGGCGGAGGCGGCAGCGCGUUCGGCGUUGUGAUAGAGAAUACUCACGAGCUUGCGCCGAGGAUGACGCUUCAGGUCGCAUACGUUACCUUCACCUCUUCCAACGUUACUGUACUCGCAGAGUGGUAUGACCUCCUCGUGAACAACACUUACCACUGGGGUCUCGAGGGUUGGGGCGGGCACAUCCAAGGCCCGAAAAUGAUCUAUGUCAACCCGCUUCUCUCGAAUGCCGAGGCGAACAGCAGCAUGGCAGAGGUGGCGGAGUUUGCUGUGGCAUUGGGAGGCGAGGCGAUCGUCGAGGAAUUGGACAGCUACCUAGCAUUCUUUAGCAAGUAUGUGACGGCGGCGGAGGCGGCGGUUGCUACGGAGAUCACGCUCGGCACGCGAUUGCUCACGACAGAUCUUUUCGACUCUGAGGAAGGCCGUGCGACGCUCUCAAAGGUCAUCACGGAUGUUCUUCCGUUCGCCAGCCCGUAUGUCGUGGUCAGCACCCCGUUCCUGUAUAACUAUACUGCGAAUACGACGAGCGUCACUCCAGCAUGGCGCGACUCGUUGUGGCAUCUCUCGGUCCACAGUACUUGGGCGUGGAACAGCACCACGAACGAUACCGCGACCCAAUACCUCGAAGUGAGCGAGCAUACCCAGAAGUUCCGGGACAUCACCCCUGGAAGCGGCGCAUACUUCAAUGAAGGCGAUGUAUACGAGCCGAACCAUACGUACUCGUACUGGGGUGACAACUAUCCGCGCUUAUUAGAGGUUAAGAAGAAAUACGAUCCCGAGAGCCUGCUUGACUGCUGGCAAUGUGUUGGAUGGAAAGGCCCGGAGGACCCCCUUUACCAGUGUUACAUCUGGCUUCCUCAGUGAUGAUGACGGCCUUAGCUGCUGUCUGAUGACGCACUGGGAAUCUUUGUCGUGGCUGCACGCUGCGCGGAGAUCUAUACCAUAUACCAGAGAAUCCGCGGGGAGUACUAGUUGAGGGCUUCAUGAGAGAUUCGAGAGAUUGAGGAGAAGCGUAAUGGGGUUGUCUAUAGCAAAUUGCAUUUAUAAUGUCCAUAUAGUUCGCAUAUAUUCUGCUAGCGGAGAGGUUUAUGUGACAAUUGUAAUGUCCCAUUGCGAAGUAUCGGAGCGAACUGUUGGGAUGCGC